AUGGCUGGAGGGAUGAGAGAGGGCAAGAAGAGGGUCCUUGUGGUUGGGGCGGGUGCUGCAGGCAUGUCCUGCGCCCAUCACCUCUCCGAACACCCUGAUAAGUUCGAUGUCACGCUCAUCGAUGCGGUUGAUUACUGCGGCGGACAGGCGUUUUCUAUCGAUAUUGACAAGGAGCGGCAUGGGGCGAGUUGGCUGAAUCAGGGUGUUCAGGGUGGAAGUUAUAUCUUCCAUCACACGUUGACAAUGUUUGCGAGACAGGGUCAUCAUGCUGAUCCUGUGGAUUUGCAGGUCUCUUUCGGCAAAGACACCACCUUCUGGACAAACGUCUUUCCCACCGAAAUCCUUGCCCGGCACCAAAAAGAAAUCCGCAAGUUCAACUUCAUGCUCAAAGUCGUGCGCUGGUUCGAACUCUUCUUCGCCCUGAUACCCAUCAAAAUCCUCUUCAAACUCUUCUUCUUCAGCGAUGAGUUCACAAACACGGUAGCCAUGCCCAUGAUUGCUUUGUUCCUGGGUACAGGCAACGAGACGCCCAAUGUGCCAUCCAUUAUCCUCGAGCGACUUUGCACAAGCCCGACGUAUGGCAUGUGGUAUCCGCCGGACAAGAAGAGCAUUGUGAGCAAUAUGCCACCCAUGGUCGUGUUCCCGCGAUUCAGCGAAUUCUACGAGACGUGGAGGCGGGAUCUGGUGAAGAGGGGGGUCAAUGUGAGAUUGAGCACGGAAAUCACAGAGGUGGUCAGCAGGGACAAAAAGGGUGUGGUUGUCAAGCUCAUCAAGCGGACGCCAGUCAAGGAUGGACAUAAUCCCAAUUCAGCCUGGGUUCCCUACGACGACGAGAAUAAUGCGGAUAAGAACGCCGCGGGGAAGGAAGAACACUAUGAUGAACUGGUCCUCUGCGUCCUCGCCGACACCGCAAACCGCUUGCUCAAGAAAACCUCCACCCUCCGCGAGCGCCGCAUCCUCUCCACCUGCAAAUUCUCCGACGACGUCACCAUCACCCACCACGACUCGGCCUACAUGCAGCGCCACUACGAAAACUUCUACACCCCCAGCCUCGCCACCCAAACCCUCUCCUCGACCCCACAAACCUCUCGCCUCGCCUUUGCCGCCAAAAACUUCAAACCAAUGUACUACAUCAAAAUGUACGCCGCUGACGCCACAAAACUCGAAAUGUCCUUUGACUGCACAAACUAUCAGUCCCAAUUCCCACCCGAGGUCCCCUUUGACGCACACGUCUUCCAGACAAUCUACCUCAACAAAGCACGCGACGGCCACCUCUGGAGCAUCGAUGAAAUCGACAGUUCAAAAAUCAUUCGCACCGACUGGUGGCACCAGCUCUGCCACUCCUGGACACACUAUGCCUUCGUCGUACCCUGGAUCAUGUGGCUCCAAGGCCGUCGCCACACGCGCUUCGCAGCUGCUUGGACCCUGCUCAACGCCCACGAAGUCGCCGUCAUGAGCGGCAUUGCUGCCGCCGUCGAUCUCGGCGCCCAGUACCCCGAGGACCUGGAGCGCGAUCGUUUCGCCCUGCUGUGUUUCCGCUUGUACUAUUUGCUUGCGUAUGGGAAGUGGUAUCGGCGCCGGGUGACGAGGGAUAAGCGUUCCAGGGAGGGUGUUGGCAGCGAUUGGGCGAGUGGUUGGUAUGGUAGUGUGUAUCGUGGGCCUGGGGUUGGCGUUGUGGAUCGCCAGCAUUGGAGGGAUGAGAAUGGGAUUGAGGGGGAUGAGGUGGUGUACAAGUAUCCUGUGGAUGCGGGGAGGAGGGAGGUGUAA
Messenger RNA from Plenodomus lingam JN3, 1767 nucleotides. RefSeq lists its product as uncharacterized. Gene Ontology annotation, molecular function: oxidoreductase activity. The record is from RefSeq and is a predicted model, not a curated record. Lineage: Eukaryota; Fungi; Ascomycota; Dothideomycetes; Pleosporales; Leptosphaeriaceae.